UCCUCUCCUUCAUCUUAUUGGAUUUGUAGUCUCUGGUUUGGCAGAAGAAGGAGAGGAGGAAAUUAGAAAGAGAUCUCCUCCUCUUCACAUCUCCUUCUUUCAUCUUAUUGCAGUUAUAGCCUUUGCUUUGACAGAGGAAAGAGGAGGAAAUAAGAGAUAGAGAUUCGACAUUGUUUCCUUCCCUUCACAUCUCUUCUCUUCAUCUUGUUGCAGUCGUAGGCUUUUGUUUACCAGAAGAAAGGGAGGAGGAAACAAGGUAGAGAUCCGUUGUUGUUUCCUCCUCUUCUCCCAUCUCCUAGUGCAGUCUCGUUAGAGUCGCAGCCUCUGUUGCAAGCAAGCCAUGGUGAAGAUAAGCAACAGCCUGGUCGGCGUGCUCAACUUCCACACCCUCCUCAUCUCCUUCCCGGUCAUUGGCAUCGCCCUAUGGUUACGCAUCAAGGCCCCCACGGAAUGCGAGCGGUUCCUCCAACUGCCCCUCCUCGUCGUGGGCGUCUUCCUUUUCGUCGUGUCUGUGCUGGGCGUCGUCGGCUCGUGCUUCCGGGACUCCAUCUUCCUCUGCAUCUACCUCUUCCUCCUCUUCCUGCUGAUCCUUGCCAUGGCUGCCUUCACCGUCUUCGCCUUGGUCGUGACGAACAAGAGCAUCGGCCAGGCGAUAUCGGGGAAGGGAUACAAGGAGUAUAGGCUGGGGGACUACUCGCACUGGCUGCAAAAGAGGGUGGGCGAUCGGAAGAAUUGGAGGGUAGUCCAUGGCUGCUUGAAGGAGGCCAAGGUCUGUGGCCGUCUCGAAGAUGACAUCGGAACGAAGGCCUCCGAGUUCUACAGGAAAAACCUGUCACCCAUGCAGUCUGGUUGCUGCAAGCCGCCAACCUACUGCGGAUUCACCUACGUGAAUGCUACAUAUUGGAUCAUCCCAAGAUCUGGUCUCUCUUCAUCAAAUCCUGAUUGCAAGGCAUGGAGCAAUGACCAAGAUAAGCUGUGCUAUGGCUGCAACGCAUGCAAGGGAGGUGUUCUUGCAACCCUCGAGAACGGGUGGAAGAAGGUGGUCAUCUUAAAUGCUGCUCUUCUUGCCUUUGUCAUCGUCAUCUACUCGGUUGGAUGUUGCGCAUUCAGGAACAACAAGUCUCAUAGGCAUCACACCCAUUUCUAUAGGGGUGGAGAUCACUAG
This is a messenger RNA of Musa acuminata AAA Group (dessert banana), 1165 nucleotides long. RefSeq names its product tetraspanin-8-like. Gene Ontology annotation, cellular component: plasmodesma; plasma membrane. Bases 341 to 1165 code for a protein of 274 amino acids. Lineage: Eukaryota; Viridiplantae; Streptophyta; Magnoliopsida; Zingiberales; Musaceae. The transcript has 2 exons. The record is from RefSeq and is a predicted model, not a curated record. Gene Ontology annotation, biological process: auxin-activated signaling pathway.